Messenger RNA from Fusarium sp. VM40, 1161 nucleotides. Lineage: Eukaryota; Fungi; Ascomycota; Sordariomycetes; Hypocreales; Nectriaceae. The record is from the annotation of a GenBank genome assembly.
AUGAGCACCCUUGCGCUGCCUUCGAGCAGCUUACCGCCUUUGUUCACCCUGACUAAGCUCGCUGAAACAGACGUCUUUAACGCCUUGGGCUACUUGGCGGCUAUUUACUGUCCGCUUUCGUUUCCGUUUUCGUUGCAGCUUGAUAAGAAGCACUCGCUUGUUGAGCCGGUGGAUUCUGGAUAUACUUCUGAGAAUGAAGAUGGCGACGGGGAGCAGACGCCCGCGACUAUUCGCGCUGAUCCAUACGAAAAGACAUUCACUGAGCGCUGGCUGACUGGAUUUAUCUCACGCGCCGAGAGUCUGUCGAUAUUCACUUCAGAAGAAACAAGCCAGCGCGCUCUUGAUCAGGCUGCAUACAUUUUCGAAUCUCUCUUCGCAGCCGCCUUGGACGAAGAUGACCAAAAUUCCCCUUUUAUGAGACAGUUUUCUUUUGAGACAUCCAUUCCAGGACAGGAAAAGCAGCAGAUUCAAGUCCAGCUCAACGAUGGACUUGCUGGAACAAACGACACAGAUUUCGAAGACGUCGGCCUCCAAAGUUGGGGUGCCUCCAUUGUUUUCUCAGAUAUGAUGUGUUCGACACCAAAGCGCUUUGGUCUCACGGAUCUCUCAUUAACCUCACACACCCGUAUAAUCGAGCUUGGUGCUGGCACAGGGCUCGUGAGUCUUGUCCUAGGAAAGUUGAUUCCUGUACUGGGCAUCAAAGACUCCAGGAUCAUUGCCACAGAUUACCACCCCGCUGUUCUGGAGAAUUUGCAAUCCAACAUUGCAAUCAACUACCCAGAAGAUGUUAUCAAACCUGUCGAAACAUAUCCCCUGGAUUGGGCAGACUUUUCACAAGACGCUCCCUUCGACGUUCCCGCCACGAUGCUUUUUGCUACAGAUGUAGUAUACGCCCCCGAGCACGCCUGCUGGCUCCGCGAUUGCGCCACGCAACUCCUAUCAGAUAAUGGAGUAUUCUGGCUCUUGGUUACAAUAAGACCGAACGGCAAAUUUGCCGGCAUUGGCGAUACUGUGGAGGCUGCUUUCACAGCGGCGGAUCGACCUUGUGGCAGAACAGGACAACGACUUGAUAUUUUGCAGCGCGAGAAGCUGGAUAAGCGUAGCGGUGUUGGACGAGGGGAUGAGAGUCAUUAUGAACUUUUUAGAAUUGGUUGGGCAUAG